AUGGCGUCCGAGGCCAAACCCUUGUUUCGGGCAGUAGCCACGUCUACGAGACCAUUAUAUCAGCUCCUGCGGUGCAUAAAUCUCGCGCCCAGGGUGCACGUACAGAUUACGGAGCAGGGGAUUCGUUUCGCGGCGGACCACUCCCGCGUCAUGCAAGCCGUCUCGUUCUUGGACGCCAGCCUCUUCUCAUCCUACGCCGUCAACCUGCCCCCCUCGGAGGACGGAGAGGCCGGGAGCCCACCUGACCCCGUCAACUUCCAGAUCCCGCUAUCCUCUCUGCUAGAGGUUCUCCAGAUCUUUGGGGCCGUAGACGUGGCCACCCGGGCUCAGAAGGCCGACCAGGACCCGUACCGCAGCAACCUGCGCAACUACCGGCCCGACGCCUUUAGCAACCAGGCCCUCGGGCUGGCGGGCACGUGUACCCUCGUGUACGCCGACCAGGGCGACUCCUUCAAGGUGACGAUUGAGGAAUCGACUGUCAAGACGACGGCCGCCCUGACCACCUACGUGCCCGAGAUGCCCGACGAGAUACCCUUUGAUCGGGAUGACAUGGCCUUCAAGAUCAUCAUGCCCUCCCGGUCGCUGCUCGACUCCCUGGCCGAGAUCUCCCCCACGGCCCCCAACAGGCUGGCCGUCAGCGUCACCCGCACGGCUCCCUUCCUAUCCCUGGCGGGCGUGGGUGACUUAGGCUCCUCGGCUGUCGAUUUCGCCCGCGGGAGGGACCUCAUGGAGACGUUUAACGUCAAUGAGAAGUGGUCCCACAGCUUCAAGUUUGACCUGAUCAGGAAUUCGACCGAGGCCAUGCGGAUCGCCACAAAGAUCAGUCUGAGGGGGGAUCGACAGGGUGUGCUGAAUUUGCAGCUCAUGGUUGUUACUGAGGGGGAGAAGCAGUCGUUUCUUGAUUUCAGAUUUGUCCCCUUUAUCAGACAGGAUGACGAUUAUGCGGAAGAAGAAGAGGGAGAAGGAGAAGGGGAAGAGGAAGAGGAGUACAGAACUGUCUUGUCUGCUGAUUAG
Messenger RNA from Geosmithia morbida, 1014 nucleotides. RefSeq names its product cell cycle checkpoint protein. NCBI's taxonomy places the organism in Eukaryota, Fungi, Ascomycota, Sordariomycetes, Hypocreales, Bionectriaceae. The transcript has 2 exons. The coding region runs from base 1 to 1014 and encodes 337 amino acids. Gene Ontology annotation, biological process: DNA damage checkpoint signaling; DNA repair. The record is from RefSeq and is a predicted model, not a curated record. Gene Ontology annotation, cellular component: checkpoint clamp complex.